GUCCGUGAUUUCUUUGAUAAGUCGCAGCCCAUCGUGUACACACUCUUUCUCUCCUUUACACAUCCACGACCAUGCUACGUCUCUGCUUUGCUCAAAGUCGCCUUCUCGUCCUCAAGCGUACCCUCGCCACACACGCUUCAGUCACAGUAUCGAAUGUGUCGAUUCCGCCCCCAACCAGACACGAUUGGUCGAGAGAAGAGAUCCAGAAUGUCUAUGACAGCCCACUGUUGGAUCUUCUGUACAGAGCUGCUUCCGUCCAUAGACAGCACCAUGACCCCAACAAAAUCCAGCUCUGUACGCUGAUGAAUAUCAAGACUGGUGGUUGUUCGGAAGACUGCUCAUACUGCUCUCAAUCCUCCCGAUACUCCACCCCAACCGAAGCGUCUCGCUUAGUCAACAUUGAGCCUGUCCUGGAAGCCGCACGGAAAGCCAAGGAGAAUGGAAGCACGCGUUUCUGCAUGGGAGCCGCAUGGAGAGAUUUGGCGGGUCGCAAACGCGGAUUUGAGCGCAUCUUAGAGAUGGUACGCGAAGUACGCAAAAUGGACAUGGAGGUUUGCACCACUUUGGGUAUGUUGACGCCCGAGCAGGCCCAGAAACUGAAGGAGGCCGGUCUGACUGCGUACAAUCACAAUCUGGACACAUCGCGAGAAUUCUAUCCGAAGGUGAUCACGACAAGAAGUUACGACGACCGGUUAGAUACGAUUUCCGCUGUCCGGGAGGCUGGCAUCAGCGUUUGUUCGGGUGGUAUACUCGGUUUGGGUGAAGCUGAUACGGAUCGGGUGGGCCUCAUCUGGGAGGUUUCCAACAUGCCCGAACAUCCAGAAUCAUUCCCUGUGAACGCCUUGGUCCCCAUUCCUGGAACACCUCUAGAAGGCAACGAGCCAGUGAAGCACCAAACACUCCUUCGCACUAUAGCUACUGCCCGUAUCGUCCUUCCCACCACAAUCAUCCGUCUAGCGGCCGGUAGGCAAACGCUGAGCGAAAACGAGCAAGCAAUGUGCUUUAUGGCCGGCGCAAACGCCGUAUUCACUGGAGAGCAGAUGUUGACAACACCGUGUUCGCCAUGGGACGAGGACAAAGCCAUGAUGUCCCGUUGGGGACUUGAGGGCAUGCGGAGUUUCGAACAGAGCAAUGUGGCACAGAAGGAGGGCUCGAGGCUAGAGACCGAGCGUCCGCCUCCCGCGUCAGGACCUUUGGAAGCGGGAUCUGAGCAACAAACGUGACAUAUCAGCAUCUGGUCACGAGGCAAAUUGGGAGAAGCUACCAAACGAAAUGAAUAUCUGUAGACUAGAAAGUAUAUCGACGAACUCAGACACAUGGAGUGGGCAGGUCCACUGAGUUGAUUC
Molecule: messenger RNA, 1346 nt
Organism: Heterobasidion irregulare TC 32-1
Lineage: Eukaryota; Fungi; Basidiomycota; Agaricomycetes; Russulales; Bondarzewiaceae
Exons: 10
Coding region: 72-1223 (383 amino acids)
Biological process (GO): biotin biosynthetic process
Cellular component (GO): mitochondrion
Molecular function (GO): biotin synthase activity; 2 iron, 2 sulfur cluster binding
Source: RefSeq, a predicted model, not a curated record